UUCUGACAUUUGCAAAUGAUCUACAAUAUACACUGUGUUUUCCAGGCAAACAAUGGAAUAAUUGUGAAUAAAUCCCAGAGUGUUUAUGCUGGAGAUGCAGCAGGUCGUCCUGUAAAUUGGGCUCCAGGGAAGAAGAAGAAGGACUUCUCCUGUAGUGACCGGCUGUUUGCUCUGAACAUUGGUAUACAGUUUCACACUCCAGAGGAGUUCUUCCUUGGUUGGAAAGCUGCUCCCUAUGAUUUGCCAUCAUUUGAUCCGAGAGGUUUAGACCCAAAGGGACGUCUGUAUGACCCUCCUACUGCCUCGCUCACUUCUACCUGCCAGGAAAUCAUUGUUGCUGUUGGAUUCCCUGGUUCUGGCAAAUCCACUUUUUUUCAAACCCACAUCAUUCCUAAGGGAUAUGCGUACAUAAACAGGGACACACUGGGGUCAUGGCAGCACUGUGUGUCAGCAUGUGAAUGUGCACUGAAGGAAGGACACAGCGUGGCUGUGGACAACACUAAUCCUGACCUCGAGUCUCGAAAGCGGUAUUUGGAUGUCAGUAAGAGUGCUGGAGUUCCCUGCCGAUGCUUUAACUUCGCUGCCUCUCUGGAACAAGCCAAGCACAAUAACAGGGUGGGCAGAGUCUUCUCUGUCAUGUGGUGUUGCUGCAGGUUACACCACAUGAUUUGCUUGACUUAUUAACCUGCCUGUACAUUUGACUUUAUUAAUGUGGCUUCUACAUUCAGAUUUAUGGUGAAAAGUUAAAAAGUAAACUACAAAUUCGAAACAGUGCUAAAUGAUCAGGGACGUUCUUAAAACAUUUCAGCGAAAUGUUAUUUUUAUGUAUGCUCUCUAUCCCAGUGUAACAUCUUCAGUGGUGCCUCCCACUCUCCACCACCAGAGGGAACCCUUUGGUGAAUCCAGCGGAGUUUUCUCAUCUUCAGGCCCAUUUUACAUACCAGGAAAAACUACUGGCAACAUAUCAUCAGCAGAUAACCCACCUACAGGUCACGAAUGAGAAACUAACUAAUUCUAAGUACUGAGAUCUGAGCUCACCAUGAUGGCACUCCCAGAUAAGUUUGAUGGUUCAUCGGAUAAAGGCCUGGUCACACCACAAGACUGUAACCGCCGGCAGAUCGCGUUGCUGUUCAGAGUACAUGACUUCACUGUAUGUCUUUAUGUCUUUUUGUUCUUUGUUGCGGUGUUCACACUACGCAACGCUUUGUAAAUGAUCCACAAGAGGGGGUCGCACACCCCACGAUCUGACAACAACUCUUGUCACCCAACUCCAUCCCCAAACCACGUUUUGUCACGAAAACACACGCGACAGGUGCAUCCGGAAAUGACGCGAGACUUUCGGUAGAGGUUUGUUUUGAAAAUGGACGUCGGCAGGAGUCUCGCUCUAAAUAAAUGUUAAUUUAUUAAAAUAAAUGUUGUGUCCACAUUAUUUUUGAAGCCAUGUUGCUGCUGCUGCUUUUCUUCCGGUGACCUCAACUCUGUUGACUUGCUCUCUCAUUGGCUGAAGGUUGUAGCUACAAUUGACACCACGUGAUGUCGAGUCGGCCGACCGUCCCAGAUAUUUAACAUGCCAGAUAUAUGGAUUUUGUCUGCGAGGUGUCAGCGAGCCUCUUUGAUGCAUUGUUGAGUAGAUCACACAUAAAGAUUGCCGAGCGCUGAUCACCCACUGAUUUUCCCACGAUCACAGACCAAUCUGUCGGCGAGCUCGUUAAUUUGCAAAUCAGGCUUAAAUUGGUCUUAAAAUCCUGUAGUGUGAACUAGGCUUAAGUGUAGAGAAUUUUCAUGCCAAUUCAGCAUUUAUAUCAUUCGCCACCCUGAAUGUUACUCAAAUGAGGCGAGUACAUAUGCGUCAAUAAUGUCUCUGUCUCUGAUGUUUUCCCUAGAGAGAAGUGGCUUCUUUGCUGCCAUUCUUGACACCAGGCUGUCCUCCAAAAGUCUUCUCCUCACUGUGCGUGCAGAUGCAGUCACACCUGCCUGCUGCCCUUCCUGAGCAAGCACUGGUGGUGCCCCGAUCCCACAGCUGAGUCAACUUUAGGAGACAGUCCUGGCACUUGCUGGACUUAUUUGGCCGCCCUGAAACCUUCUUCACAACAAUUGAACCUCUCUCCUUCAGUUCUUGAUGAUCAGAUAAAUGGUUGACUUGGGUGCAAUCUUACUAGCAGCAAUAUCUUUGCCUGUGAAUCCCUUUUUGUGCAAACCAAUGAUGACUGCACUUGUUUCCUUGCAGGAAACCAUGUUAACCAUUGGUUCUGUAUUAUCAGAUACAUAAUAUCAGAUUAUGUAUCUGAUAAUACACAUCACAUACAGUCAUGUGUCUAAUAAACACAAACAGGUCCUUUGGAGAACAAACUAGAUGCAAGUAGACAAAUUACACAUUCAGUCAACAUACAAAUGGCAUGAAGAGACAGAUGACAGAAACGCAACUUUAGUCUCUGUUGUUUUCAAGAAAUAACUGUCUAUAGGUAAACAUCACAUUUUUUGUCAUUGGAUGGAGGAAACACAGCAUGGACUUGAAACACUUGUGGUUGCUCAUUUGUCUUUCGUUCCUUUGUGUAUGCAUAAUAGUUUUCUAAGACCUCAUGCUACACGUCUCAUCCAUCAUGUUUUAUUAAAGUAUAGUGAAAGUCAUAACGUGCAGUAUGUUCAUGUAGUCUUAAUGAAAUGCGGGAAUUCUGGCUAUUUUUCCUUGACUGCUGGACUGGUCAGUUCUGACUGAGUGAUAAUAGAAGGCAGUGGUUACCAUCAUCAACAUAUCCAGGGAUGUAGAGGGCACCGCUGUGUCUGUAGGGAGGAAACUGAACUUCUGUGUGUUGAUAUUCCACUCUCACUUUUAGACUGUAUUUCCACGUAAUAUUUUAGUUAAAUAUCUGGAAUAGGUGCCGUCACCUUUGAAAGAAUCAGCUCCUGUAAAAAUAUCCAGCAUGGAAAUGGUGCUAUUUAGCAAACGUUGUGUCAUGAAUCAUUUCCACAGUUAUUAGGAUAUAAUGCACUUCUACAUUCUACCAGUAUUACCUGCGCCGUUAUCAAGGAGUUGCAGACUGACCGAUUGUCCUUUAUCUGACUCAAGUGUUGCAGAAACGCUGGCCCCCAGCACAGGGUUAUAAUUCUGAGCGACCUCAGCCAACACCAGCAAAGGUUUGGUGUCAUCACUGGUCUCCUGGAUCAUUCUGACUGUAACUGUGACUGGAUAAACAUCUUCAUGAGCUGCUUGACUAAUUACUAUUAAACUAAUUGCCUGAGCAGCUGUGCCUUCACUGAGGAACAUGUACUUCCAAUCACCUGGCUGCAGGAAAGUUCCUGGAACAGUAAGAGUAAUGGUGUUGGCAAUGUCGGAGGUGUUUCUCUGGUCGUAAACCAAACCACUGGAUGACGCAUCCAAUGAGGAUGAAGAGAACCUGUUGGAGGAGAAGCUCAGGCAGUUGCAGCAGUUUGUACAAAGCACAAGCACACAGCAGUCACCAUCACAGCCCUCUGGCACUGCGCCUUCUGCCUGCUUGAAGAGUCACUGGCAGCAGAUCGGCAAUCUCCUGCUUCACACUGCAACAGGAGUUGCUGGAAGCUCCAAGGUGAGAAUCAGUGAGGAGGCUAUCAGAGUUACUAAAUCUCCAUUUCAUGUUCAACAACUUCUUAAUGACUGUUAUCAGACAUUUGUGCUGACAUUUUUAAUAGUAAUCUGAGAAACUCAAGCGAUUCACAAAGCUCAUAGAUUUUCGGCAAAUACUUAAGCUUGAAUCAGAGUCUUUUUAUGUUGGUUAAUUAGUCCCUCUUAAUCUCUUGUCUGCUUCAAUGCCACUUCCUACGUGAGGAUUAAAACACAAUGCGAUGCAUUUAGAUGUUAUAUGAAAAUAAUCAGUGAUGGUGCGAUGUUUCU
Hemibagrus wyckioides is the source of this 3871-nucleotide messenger RNA. RefSeq names its product bifunctional polynucleotide phosphatase/kinase-like. Gene Ontology annotation, biological process: DNA repair. The transcript is spliced from 9 exons. NCBI's taxonomy places the organism in Eukaryota, Metazoa, Chordata, Actinopteri, Siluriformes, Bagridae. The coding region runs from base 16 to 684 and encodes 222 amino acids. Gene Ontology annotation, molecular function: double-stranded DNA binding; ATP-dependent polydeoxyribonucleotide 5'-hydroxyl-kinase activity; polynucleotide 3'-phosphatase activity. The record is from RefSeq and is a predicted model, not a curated record. Gene Ontology annotation, cellular component: nucleus.